This is a messenger RNA of Setaria italica (foxtail millet), 1923 nucleotides long. RefSeq lists its product as uncharacterized. Gene Ontology annotation, biological process: protein localization to plasma membrane; phosphatidylinositol phosphate biosynthetic process. The record is from RefSeq and is a predicted model, not a curated record. Gene Ontology annotation, cellular component: plasma membrane. The transcript has a single exon. The coding region runs from base 50 to 1357 and encodes 435 amino acids. Lineage: Eukaryota; Viridiplantae; Streptophyta; Magnoliopsida; Poales; Poaceae.
CCAUCAUUCCCCAGCCGAGGAGAGAUCUCAUCUCGGCUCCUCCGCCGCCAUGCCUCCGUCCCCAUCCUCCGCCGGUGCAGGCGCCGCCUCGCCGUCCCCCUCCCCCUCCGCUUCCGCAUCGGCCUCCGACCCGACCCCGUCCUGGUGGGAGUCGGUCUCGCAGGCGCGGUCCCGCAUCCUCGCGCUCUCCUCCAUCCUGCCCCCGCCCGCCUCCCACGACGUCGCGGCGCUGGCGGACUCCGACCGCCCGGCCCGCGCGCUCCUCCGCUCCCCGGCCGCCUACGCGGCGCUCUCAGACGCGCUCCGGGCCGGCGGGGGCGCCGGCGACCCCGCCUGCCACUGGCUCUACGACACGCUCCUCUCCGCCGACGCCGACCUCCGCCUCGCCGCGCUCGCGUUCCUGCCCCUGCUCGCGGCGCUCUACCUCCGCCGCCUCCCGCCCCAGCUCCCCUCCUCGCUCUCCGGCUUCGAGGCGGUGCUCCUCGCCGUCUACUCCUCCGAGGCCAAGAAUCGUCAGGGGAAGCCCGUGCUCGUCCAGGUCCCUGACCUAUCCGUCCCCUCCCUGUACCACACGCCGGCGUCCACCCCCAGUUCGAAGUCUCCUCGCCGGCAUCAGCCGCCACUGAUCCCUCCUCCGCAGGCGACUCCCGUGGUGGGGGUGCUCUCGCCGCCGCUGGAGCUGCAGGCGGCUGUGAAGUCAACCAAGCGAGCGGGGAUUAUUGGAGUUGCAUUUGAGGCUUACUACUCCAAGAUUUCACAGAUGCCGGCUGCUUCCAAGGUGGAUGCCUGCAAUGCUGCUGCGGUGUGGGCGGGGCAGUACUGCAAAUGCCGGUUUGAGCUCGAUGAGAAGGAAUUGGAAGAAGAGGAGGGUGACUCUUUAGGGUCCGUGUCGCCAAUGUCGUCCGAGGCUGAGAAUGGGAAGGAACUUGUGGAGGAAUUGGCAAGGAUGCGUAUCUAUGGAGACCGCAGUGGGCGGAAUUGCCGUGAGGAUUAUGAUAAAGAGGCGAGGGUGCCGCUACCCUGGGAGCUUCUCCAGCCAGUCAUGAGGGUUCUUGGGCAUUGCUUGCUUGCACCACUGAAUCCAGUCGAGGUGCGGGAUGCAGCUGCAGGUGCUGUCAGGGUUGUCUAUGCCCGUGCAUGCCAUGACCUUGUGCCCCAAGCAAUCUUAGCAUCCAGAAGCUUGGUUGAGCUUGACAUGAGUGCACGAAAGGCUGCAAAAGAAGCUGCUGCUGUGGCUUCUGGGGCAAUUGUGGCUGCUGGCACUGAUGGAAGCACUGCGUUGAGCUCUAGGCCAAGUUCAAAGCCAAACACACCCAGCAAGCAGCGGAAACCUGACACACUACUCGUCUCCAAAUGAAGUCUCCAAAUGAAGUCAACUGCGCUACAUCCAGUAAGAAUGUUUGGUGAUGGUAAAGAGUUUCUUUCCGAUGAGUAUUGCAUGUAUGUCUGCCACUUGAAAAUUGAUGAAAAUUCAGUACAACUUGCAAUGCUUAAAAUGUUACCAUGGCUGGAAGACAGUUGGCUAAGGUUGUUUCCAACUUGGUGUUGUAUGUUAACUUGUUGCAUAUAGUUGAUGAAUCAACAUAUAAAUCCUGUAGUUGGUGGUUUAAUGAGGAGUAAGCGUUCAUACAAAUGCUGCAGUUAAUUGUUUUUGUUGUAAUAUUUAAUUGAGUUUUUUUUUUUUGCAGCUGUGUGCACAUAUAGUUUUUUAUGAAGAUGCUUUAUUGUACUUCAAUUUGUCCUUGUUCCAUUUCUAUGUAUACAAAGCAGUACUGAGUUUGGCUAAAAGAUGGACUGAUUAACCGGUUUAUUCCAGGGAAAUUUUAUAGUUCAGUUUCUGGUUUGAUCCACAACAAAGUAAUGUGUACCCUAUUUUUUAUACAGAAUAUUAGCAUUUCAAUGGAAAAAGAACUUCUUUUGCUA